AUGGGAAAUAUUAUUGCUUGUGGAUCUAUUACACUUAUUAUGGUAGCUUUACUUUUUACUAUUCCUUUAUAUGAAGUUGUUUAUUUCUAAGCUUUAGAUUCAAAAACUAAUUAAGUUAAUUUCUUUUUUAAUACUUUAGCGUUUGCUAUUGGUGUUUCUAUAACUUCACUUUUCUAUAGAGAAAUAGGUGGUAAUAUAGGAAAAGGAAUACUUCUAGGAAAUACAUUUUUUGAAGAAGAGUUAAAAGAUGAUAAUUCUCCUUAUAGUUAAACAUUAAGAUAGAGUGUUUCCAAAGCUAGUAUUAUUGGUUAAUAAUAUUCCCAUAACUUAACUUUUAUCUUAGAUUUUUAGAAUUUAUUAGUAACAAUAGUAUCAUGUACAAUUUUAUUAAGUGGGGAAAAAGAUGAAUUUCAUAAAACGACUUUAUAUUUGAUAUUAUUUAUUCUUUCUUUUAAUAUUUUAUUAUCUACAGGAAUUUCUUGGAUAGUAAAACUAAUAAAAAUAAAACGAUUAACUAGUGUAUAUAUAGCCACUUAAAUGAGAUUAUAAUUUAUUAUAAUAAACGUUAUUUCUAUUAUUUUCAUUUAUUUUAUUGCGUUUGUAAUUUUCCCAAAAGAAGUUACACUUGGAGAUGGAAAAGGAACUUCUUUUUUCGACUCUAAAAUUUCUAAAGGAGAUGUCAUUUAUUGUAUUAUUUAAGGCUAAUUUUUCUCUUUUAUGAUAAUUUUAGUAGUAGAGCUUUUCACUUCACAUGGUCACUAAUUAACCAGGAAGAUCAGUUCUAUGGUAUAAUAGUAUUCUUAAGGACAUGCUUUUGUUACUGCCUAGUCAUAGGGAAACUUCGCUUUAGUGAUUCUUUUAGGCUUACUUGGUAUAAGUGCAUAUGAGGCUUUUUUUUUGGGAGGUUUUUAUGGAUUAGCCUGUGUGUGCUUAGGAUAUAUGUAAUCUGCAGCUGUACUUUUGUCCAUGGGAUUGACAUCCGCAAUUAAUAACGAUGCUUAUCUUUUAGCAGUUAUGAACUAAAUGGAAGCUUAGAUUAGGGAUAGACUUUAUUUAAUCAGAUGGGCUAGUGAGAAUUUUACACCUUUUAUUUAAAGUAUUAAUAUUAGUGCAGGAUUUUUGGGAAAUUUGGUUUGUAUAGGUUGUAUUGUGUAGUUAUCGUCAAGUUAAGGAAAUUUAAUUUAUGAAGGAACAGGACUUUUGGGAUUUAUUUUAGGAGUUGGAUUAAUUUAUUUAAUUAAAUUUUUUAAUUGUAAAUGUGUUAGGGAUGUUUCUAUUGAUAUGGUAUAAUAUAUAUAUUACUUGAUAAUAGGUUUUUUUCUACAUAAAUAUUAUAAUAUUAAUUAUAUUAAAUAGUGUCUUGCUUUUAUGAUUGUAACUGGAGUUUUAUUAGGAAAACUUGCUAUUGUUGGAUUUGCUCUAGGAAUGGUAUUUAUUUCUACUAUUGAUUCUUUAAAUGGUUUAAUUGUAGGAACUUCUCUUAAAAAUGCUAAAAUAUAUAUAAAUCAUUAAGAAGCAUCUAUACUUGCUGAAUAUUAAAUACCAAGUACUGGAUUAAAUAAUUAUGUGAAUUUUUGCCUUUUGUUCUUAGCUAUUGGGGCUAAAGUAUUUUCUGAAUCUGGUUAUUUUAAUAAAGAAUCUGUAGCUAAAGGAGAAGAGGCUACAGGUAAAUUUACUGAUUGGUUUAGUACUUUAAUAGGAGAAAAAUGA
Messenger RNA from Ichthyophthirius multifiliis, 1710 nucleotides. Its product is annotated as proton-pumping vacuolar pyrophosphatase, putative. Gene Ontology annotation, cellular component: membrane. Gene Ontology annotation, molecular function: diphosphate hydrolysis-driven proton transmembrane transporter activity; inorganic diphosphate phosphatase activity. The transcript is spliced from 6 exons. Gene Ontology annotation, biological process: proton transmembrane transport. The record is from RefSeq and is a predicted model, not a curated record. NCBI's taxonomy places the organism in Eukaryota, Ciliophora, Oligohymenophorea, Hymenostomatida.